CAUAGGUUUUCUGAGUUAUCUGUGGCGUAGAGUAGAGUAGUUUGUGGUUGAAAAUGUUAGUCGGAAGCUGUCGAAAAUGUUAAAUUCAAUUUUAUUAAAUAUUAGAACUUUAUCCAAUUUGGACUUCAUUUAGUUAAUCAUGUCGUAUUAAUGGCUAGUUUGUGUCUUCUUUUAAGUAAAACGAGGUAGAGAGUGCUUUUGGUGUAUAAAAGUCAUAAGACUUGGUGUCAUCUGACUGCUCUUCCUUCAAGAUGGCUCCUCCGCCGGAGUAUGAUAAGGAACCGAAAGCCCCGGAUAAAAAUUCACCGACUGUAGCAAAUGAAGAAAUAAAAGUUCACACUUUAGUUAACGACGUGCCAACGUUUUCCGACCAUAAAACUGCAAAUUCAACUUCCAACAUUGAAGUAGAGAAUAACAAACACGUGGAAAGCCUGGACGACGGACAACUGCGUGCACUCCUAGAUGAAGCUAUACAAUAUAAAUGUCCUAAGGAUCGCGAGGGUAAAAGCAGCCUCUUCAAGGAACUCCUGGAGGAGGUGGAACACCAAGACGAGGUGAGCGAAGCGGCUUCCCGCGGGUUUAUAGCCCGCGGCGGGCCGCACGCCAACUCUCUGCAAGACCUCAUGGCCGCUUUGAAAGUGGAGUCGACCUCGAGGCCGGUGCGCCACCAACCCCCUCCGCACUCGCAGACCUCCGUCUCUGCUCGAGCUAUCCACGGUGGCAGCUUGCCCUCAGGAGUAGACACAUCGUUCAUGUUAGCGGAGGAGCCGACUCGUGGCGGGUACUUAGCGACGGUGCGGUGCGUGAACCCGCCGCCGCUCGCCGAGCGCCGAGUCUCCGCCAGCGACGCCAAUACGCCACAAGAAAUGGAGCUGCUCAACAAAAGGAGUAAACCCAUGUUUCCUAUGUACACGGCGCGCGCGUCGCUGGAAAUCGGCAGCGGCAGCGUCAGCUCAGGCCGCGCGGUCACCACCACUACUCCCUCCAACCAGGUGGAUUCCACCAUUCCGUUCAGCUGCAUCACAACACCGGAGGUUGUGGCCAGUUGCAACACCAUUUCCUCUUCGGCACAGUCUGCCGUCGCUAUCGAUCCUAAGCAGCCCCGCAGCGUGAUUUCGAGUACGUUCAACGGGCUGCCGCUGUCGCGACCCAACUACGGCGCCACCGGCGCGGUCGCGUCCUCCGACGAGUACAAGGUGCCUAUAUUCACUGUGCACUACCGUUUACAGAAAUCUCUAGACGAAAACGGGAACGCCGUACAAGGAAUCGGCUCACCCGUCUCGGGGUCUAGUCAGCACAAGAAGCCGCGGAGGAAAAAGUCCUCUAAGAACGAGACCGUGAUCAAAUCGCACCAGAUCGACGGAUACCAGGGCAACAAGGAUCUCAACGAGGUGCUCAGGUUCAUAGAGUCCAACGCCGACGCGGGCCGCGGCGGCAAGCUGCGCGGGAAGCACAAAGACGACGACGACAAGGGCAAGAAGCGGUCCACCGAGCGGCGCAAGGCGCAGGAGAAAGUGAAGCGCGCCUCCUCGCUCGAGGAGCUGUCGCGCACCAAGCUCGAGGACCUCACCGACGCGCCCGAGCCGCCGCCCGCCAAGCCCGAGCGCCGCUCCUGGGGCGACGACGCCCGCGACGGCUUCUACUUCCGCGCGGCCGACGCCGAGCCCGCUCCCGACCAGGACUUCCAGACCGUCACCAAGCGCCGCAAGCCGCGCCGCGAGCGCGCCGAGCGCGACGAGCGGCCCGAGCGGGACCCGCGGCGCGCGCGCCCGCCCGAGCCGCGCGCCCGCCGCGAGUCCGCGCCGCCCUCCGACCGCAGCAACGACUCCAACGACGACAUGGACUCGGUGCACUCGCUGCCCGCGCCGCCGCGCGCGCCGCUGGCCGCGCCGCACGCCUCGUACGCGGACAUCGCGCGCACGCGGCACAACAUCCCCGACCUCAUCGAGUCGUGCAACUUCUACGCGGAGGGCGCGGGCGGCGGCGACUCCAAGCGCGCCGAGCCCGCGCCGCAGCCGGCCGACGCGGACGGCUACCCGGCGCUGGAGCCGCGCGUCGCCGCUCGCCGCGCCAAGCCGCCGGCGCCGGGCGCGGCGCGGCGCGAGCGCAAGGAGCGGGCCGCGGCGGCGCCGGCCGAGUGCCCGGCGCCGGACGUGGUGUCGGACCGGCGGCCGCCCGUGAUCCUGCUGGACGCGCAGGCGCAGGCGCGCGACAUGGACGGCGUGACGUUCGGGUUCGACAUCAACGAGACGCUGCUGGCGGGCGCGCGGCCGCGCUGCGACCUGGUGGCGGGCGCGGACGCGGGGCGCGCGGUGGCGGUGAGCGCGGGCUGCGCGGCGCUGCGCUUCCUGCUGCCGGACCCGCCGCCCGACACGCAUCACCUGCACCAGAUCAUCGAUUACGUCGGAUCAGCAUGGGAGGACGUGAUCCGCUGCGGGUCCGGCAAGGUGCGCUACUUCAGCGAGUAGCCGCGACACGGACGUUCAAUAUCUAAGAAUUCUCUCCGAAAUGGAACCAAAACAUACAGUCUUAAGUGAAUGACAUACGGAUGAUAAUCGAGUGUAAAUAUGAAAGUGUCGCGAUCGACUCGUGUGUGCACACGUUCGUAUAUUUUGUCGUUGCUUUAGAUAAAAUAAGUCAAAACGAAAAAUCUUCCAUAGUGCAGCGAGUGAGUCGAAAGACGAAACAUGGUGAAAAUGUAAAAGUGAACUUAGACAAGAACGCCACCAAACGAUUACACCUUCUUAAUUAGUGUGUUCGCUGUGAUUAAAGGUAAUGAUUGUUUUCGCUUAUGAAUAGGAACGAGAGCUACCUUAAGCAUUUAAUCAUUAAACAUGCACAUAUAAAAAAAACUAAAAAAAAUAUUGAAAUUGUUAUUGAUUAGUCACCUCGUAAAUUGUUAAGUAUUUUCGGCCCGGGGCGACGACCUAUUUCAGUUUUGAAUUAAUUAAUUAAAUUUCUCUUGCACAUAAUGACUACAAUAAGAAUAAAAAAAAACACUGAAAUUAGGACUGACUAA
Amyelois transitella is the source of this 3019-nucleotide messenger RNA. RefSeq lists its product as uncharacterized. The record is from RefSeq and is a predicted model, not a curated record. Lineage: Eukaryota; Metazoa; Arthropoda; Insecta; Lepidoptera; Pyralidae. The transcript has 9 exons. The coding region runs from base 252 to 2468 and encodes 738 amino acids.